CGGCAUCAUAACCUACCAGAAGAUCAAGCCCGUCGUUACUUCUACCAGCUUGUUACUGCAGUCCAGUACCUCCAUGCUCUGCAGAUAGCUCACCGAGACUUGAAAUGCGAUAACAUUCUUCUGACACAAGAUGACAAGGUGAAAUUAACAGACUUCGGAUUCAGUCGCAGAUGUGUUGAUACCGCCGGAAAAAGAAUAUUGAGUAAGACUUACUGCGGCAGCGCAGCCUAUGCUGCUCCUGAAGUUCUCCAAGGCGUACCCUACAAUCCCAAGAUGUACGACGUAUGGAGUCUAGGUUGUAUACUCUUCAUCAUGCUUACUGGAACUAUGCCAUUUGAUGACUCCAACAUAAAGAAGAUGGUUAAGACCCAACUACAUAAACGUGUUAGAUUACCUGCUGGUAUAGCCUUCAUACUCACAAAAGAAUGUGAAGAACUGCUCCAUCACAUAUUGCAGCCUGACGUUACGAAACGAGCGACUGUAGAUCAGGUGUUACGCCAUUCUUGGCUACAGGGUGCUAUUUAA
This is a messenger RNA of Limulus polyphemus (Atlantic horseshoe crab), 525 nucleotides long. Its product is annotated as testis-specific serine/threonine-protein kinase 1-like. Gene Ontology annotation, biological process: protein phosphorylation; intracellular signal transduction; microtubule cytoskeleton organization. Gene Ontology annotation, cellular component: cytoplasm. Gene Ontology annotation, molecular function: tau-protein kinase activity; protein serine/threonine kinase activity; ATP binding. The annotation marks the transcript as partial. Lineage: Eukaryota; Metazoa; Arthropoda; Merostomata; Xiphosura; Limulidae. The record is from RefSeq and is a predicted model, not a curated record. The transcript has 2 exons.